Molecule: messenger RNA, 4416 nt
Organism: Anolis carolinensis (green anole)
Lineage: Eukaryota; Metazoa; Chordata; Lepidosauria; Squamata; Anolidae
Gene: c5ar1
Product: complement C5a receptor 1
Exons: 1
Coding region: 600-1661 (353 amino acids)
Biological process (GO): positive regulation of cytosolic calcium ion concentration; inflammatory response; complement receptor mediated signaling pathway
Cellular component (GO): plasma membrane
Molecular function (GO): G protein-coupled receptor activity; complement component C5a receptor activity
Source: RefSeq, a predicted model, not a curated record
ACUCCUGACAUUUCGCCCACAUCUAUUGCAGGUAUCCUCAAAGGUUGUGAAGUAUAUACUUUAUGAUUAGGAUUGCAUGAUUUUAAGUUUUAAUAACUGAUGUUUUAAUUGCUGGGAUUUCAAUUGUAUUUGUUUAUUUUAUGAAUUUGUAUGUGUAUGGCAUCAAAUCACUGCCUGUUGUAAGGCCGGCCUGAGUCUCUUUUGGGGUGAGAAGGGCAGGGCACAAAUGUGGGAAAUAAAUAAAUCAAUUCUACCUGUAUCAUAUCACCUGAUUUCAUCUCCAUGUAUUCUCCAGUGUUUCAAUGGGCAAUAUCUAAUUCUGCUGGCAUGUUUCUGUCUGUCUCUUAUGCCUGCUGUAGCUGCAGUUAUAAUGUGUUUGCAUUUUUGCCUUGCUGUAAAGAUGCUGGGUGGGCUGCUAUUUAUAAUACAGCAAAGGAGUUAACAGUUAGUGCAAACUGGGUUGAUGCUUACAUUGGAUGUAACUCUUUUCCUUUUUGAUUUUUUAGAAGCAAGGCCCAAACACUCCAGUUUGGAGGCCUUUAGCUCAAGCAUCACGAAGCUUCUCCUCUUGUGUGUCUUUGAAGUUUUUCUUGUCCACGAUGGGUGACAAUAUAAUCAUGGAUGACAAUUAUGAUUAUUCAGACUAUACUCCUAAAGAAUUUGAAGAGGUAUUGAGCAAUGAAAUGAGCUCCAUCAUCUGGGUAGCACUGGUCCUUUAUGCUCUUGUAUUCGUGUUGGGCAUAAUAGGCAACGGGGCGGUGAUCUGGGUGAUGGGCUUCCAGAUGACGCACACAGUAAACACAGUCUGGUUCCUCAAUCUCUCCUUUGCUGACCUUCUCUGCUGCCUGUCCCUCCCUUUCCUGGCAGUACCACUGGCAUCCAGCAACCACUGGCAGCUAGGUGAGUUCGCCUGCAAGCUCUUGCCCUCUCUGAUGAUCCUCAAUAUGUUUGCCAGUGUCCUCCUCCUGAUGCUCAUCAGCAUGGACCGGUGUGCUCUGGUCAUGAAGCCCAUCUGGUGCCAGAACCAUCGCUCAGACCAUAUUGCUUGGAGCCUAUGUGGGGCAGCUUGGAUUUUGGCCCUGAUCCUCACCCUGCCUUCCUUCUUCAUCCGACAGCUCGAUCCCAAGUCUUUCAACUUGACCAGCUGUGGUCUCAACUAUGCUGUCUUUGGUGGGAAUCACCGCAGUGUGGAGAUCUCUGUGUCAGUCACUCGCUUCCUCUUUGGCUUCCUGAUCCCCUUUGUGGUCAUCAGUGUUUGCUACGGCUUGCUGGUCUCCCGGGUGCAAAGCAGCCGCUUCAUGCGCUCCAAGAAGACUAUCAUAGUUGUGCUGGUGGUCAUCGUCAGCUUCUUUGUCUGCUGGGCUCCCUACCAUGUGGUUGGCCUGAUCCUUGCCAAUGAGCUCCCGAGUAGUUCUCUUUACAAUUCUGCAAGUGAGGCUGAUCCACUUGUGGUGGCUCUAGCCUACAUCAACAGCUGCAUCAACCCCAUUAUCUAUGUCAUUGCUGGCCAGGACUUCAAGUCCAAGAUUCAACGCUCCCUGAAGGUCUUGCUACGCAACAUCUUGAGCGAGGAGGCCAUGUUGGCCAAUUCCAUGACCAAGGGCCAGACACAGGGUGCCGGCACAACCACAGAGGACCGGAGCACAGCUACGACCUUAUGAUAUGAGCAGUGGAGGUGGGCUCGUCCUUUGCAAUACAGGUUCAAUGGUCACAUUUGCUUUCAGCCUGUCACCCAGUUCCAUGGUGGGGAGUGAUAGAGGCUAUGAAUCACUUUUACACAUACUUGUUACGAUGCUUCUCUUGAUGGGGUUAUUCCUCGCUGCCUUUGUCAAGAGUGGCAACUUGCAUAUUUUUUAACAUGAGAAGACAGUGAAGAUGACCAAAAAUGACACAUCGUUUCCUACAAAGUGUAUAUGCCAGGGUAUAUGUUUAGAUGGAAAAUGUGUAAGGUUGAUGUGAAUUCUUGUGUAGUUAACUAAGGAGACAUUUAUAUUGUAGAAUUCAUGCAGUUUGACCCCACUUUAACUCCCAUGGCUCAAUGCUAUAUAGGCUGUUAGGAAUUGUGGGAGUUGAAGUCCAAAACACCUGAAGGGCCAAAGGUGCCAGAAUCCCCAUUCAAGUUGCUUAGCCUAGGAUCUACACCAGUGGUUCUCAACCUGGAGUCCCCAGAUGUUUUUAGCUUACAACUCCCAGAAAUUCUAACAGCUGGUAAACUGGCUUGGAUUUUUGGGAUUUGUAGGCAAAAACAUCUGGGAAUCUCAGGAUGAGAACCACUGAUCUACAUCCUUUAUGUUCCAAAGUGUUGUGAAGAAGGACCAUGGGCUAAAAUCCAACCAUUUCCAGUACUUUGGUCCACAAACGUGAACUUGCAACUUCACAUUUUUUCACUGGACAUGAUGAAAGAAUAGAUGAGACCUGGAACUGAUUGGAGGGAAGACAUGGAACGAUGGAUCACUCUGUGAAAUUGGACUCAGAUGAAGACUGAAGAUAAGACUUUACCAGCAGUGGAAAAUUUAUCCCUAGUUAAAGCACUUGAGAAUAAUAAUAAUAAUAAUAAUAAUAAUAAUAAUAAUAAUAUGAAGAGUUUGUCUAAAUUAUCUUUGCUUGGCUACGGAACAAUACCAAGACAGGCCAGUAUUAAAUAGUGACUUUCAAAAUGUUUUGUGAUGUACAGUGUUCCCUCACUUAUCACUGGGGUUAGGUUCCAGGAACACCCACAAUAAGUGAAAAUCUGCAAAGUAGGGACACCAUAUUUAUUUUAAUAUUUAUACAUUAUUUUAGUAGUUAUACACUAUUUUAAGUCUUUAUCAACCACUCAUGUGUUGAUAAAUCGCCUCCUUCUCCUGUUGCCACUUGGGCUCCUUUUCUCUCCCUUUGGUUUCUCCUUCCUCCCUUCCUUAGGCUGUAAAUUGUAAUUUUUUAAUGAUUUAUAAUAGUCUUUUAGAGAUUAUUGAAAAACCCCGAAACAGCGAAUCCGCGAAAAGUGAACCACGAAGUAGUGAGGGAACACUGUAUUUCAAAAUAUUAUUUACUGCCCUUAUAGUGGUUUCUUUCUAUUCAAAAAUAAAAAAAGAGAAGUAAGAAAGGGGAUAACUGGGUGACUUCCAUCUCAGGCUGGCUCUACAUAGUUCUAUAUUCCAGGAUCUGAUCCCAGAUUAUCUGCUUUGAACUGGAUUAUAUGAAUCUACACUGCCAGAUAAUCUGGGAUAAGAAGCUAAUCUGGGAUCAGAUCCUGGGACAUAGAACUAUGUAGAACCAGAAACCCAGUUUGAAGUUCCUGUUUGAGUCAUCAUGUGGAUUUCCAGUGAAAGACAGGUGUGAUGAGUGGCAACUUCAAUCAAGACAAGGGACAUACCGUGUUUUCCCGAAAAUAAGACAGUGUAUUAUAUUAAUUUUUGCUCCCAAAGAUGCUCUAGGUCUUAUUUUCAGGGGAUGUCUUAUUUUUCCAUAGAAAAGAAUUCACAUUUAUUGUUGAACAAAAAAAAAUGAACAUUUAUUAUAUACUGCACAGUAGUUGUCAUCACAAAUCAGCAUAACCAGACAAACUGUGAAUCCUAUCAAGAAUUUCUUGUUACUACCAUUAUUUCCAUGUACAACAAUCUAUGGUACGUACAUUUACCGAUCCUGCAUGCUCUGGUGGUCUGUUCGGCAGGCAUGCUUACAAACAAAACCUUUGCUAGGUCUUACUUUCGGGGGAGGCCUUAUAUUUAGCAAUUCAGCAAAACUUCUACUAGGUCUUAUUUUCUGGGGAUGUCUUAUUUUAGGAGAAACAGGGUAUGCUAUGUUAGCCUGAGCUUUAAGUAUUAUUGUUGCAUAUCUUUUAAUAAUAUCUUGGUGUAAUCAAUAAACAAUCUUCUUACUAAACUUGUGACUUUGUGUCUCUUUGAUGUUCCAGCUGGAAUCUGAUUGAAUCAGGAGCCCAAAACUACCAACAGCUAAAAUUCCCAGGUCAUGAUUCUCUGAGGGCCCUUCCACACAGCCUUAUAUCCCAGAAUAUCAAGACACAAAAUCCCACAUUAUCUGAGUAUGGACUCAUAUAUCCCAGUUCAAGGCAGAUAUUGUGGGAUUUUCUCCUGUUUUGUAGCAGAUUUCCUAUGAAGUGGGUGAGGUGGUAGUGUGAUCGAAGGUGACUGAUGAUUUAAGGAAUUAAUAGUUUUGACAAGGACAUCAGGCUGGAUGUCUUGGUUAAUUUGCAAAGACCACAAUAACAAUAACAAGGACUUUUCCCAUGUUAGAUAGUGUGUACAUUUUAAUCAAGGCUUAUGUCCCACAUUUCAUAUAUUUAUAGCAGAAGGUACAAAAUGUAUUACUGGAAACCAUAUCACAAAAUGUAUUUGACCUCUUUCACUGUUGCAUGUAUUACUAUGUAUCUCUCCUUUCUGAUUCUGGGGUUCGGGAUUCCCUUCCCUCCCUUUG